This is a messenger RNA of Lathyrus oleraceus (garden pea), 2029 nucleotides long. Its product is annotated as F-box protein CPR1. The record is from RefSeq and is a predicted model, not a curated record. Bases 288 to 1457 code for a protein of 389 amino acids. Gene Ontology annotation, molecular function: protein binding. The transcript is spliced from 2 exons. NCBI's taxonomy places the organism in Eukaryota, Viridiplantae, Streptophyta, Magnoliopsida, Fabales, Fabaceae.
CGUGAAUUACACCUCCAAACUUGACAUUUAAGAAAGACUAUUAACUCAUUGUUGGCCUUCCAUUUCCUCCACAUCCAACUUUUCCCUUUCUUUUACUAGAACAAAAACAAAGCCAUUUUGCCGUAGAAAAGAAGAAAAAUAAAGCAUACAGUCAAUUCAAGCAAUUUCCUCUCACCUUCCCAUUUCCAUCUCUCCCUGUCAACAUCAUUACUUUCUCCCCAUUCCACCUAACCAAACCCAAACCUCAUCCAUUCCAUUCCACUUCAUUUCCAUCCAAAAAAAACCAGAUGGCGAAUAUUCCGUCGGAACUACUCACCGACAUUCUCUCCUUAUUACCAGUCCGCUCCCUUCUCCGAUUCCGAUUAUCUUCAAAAUCACUCCGUUCCUUAAUCGACAGCCACAACUUCAUCAACCUCCACCUCCACAAUUCCUUCAACUUCACCCUCAUCCUCCGCCACAACUCCGAUCUCUACCAACUCGAUUUCCCUACCCUCGCCACCGCCGUUCCACUCAACCACCCUCUCAUGUGUUACAGCAACCGCAUCACACUAUUCGGUUCAUGUAACGGUAUUCUCUGUAUCUCCAAUAUCGCCGAUGAUAUAGCUUUCUGGAACCCUAACAUACGUAAACACCGGAUUAUCCCCUAUCUACCUAUCUCUCCCCGUUCUGAAUCGGAUACUUCUCUCUUCGCCGCUCGAGUUCAUGGAUUCGGUUUCGAUCCGUUUGAUUGUGAUUAUAAGCUUGUGAGAAUCUCUUAUUUCGUUGAUCUUCAACAACGUACUUUCGAUUCGCAAGUGAGAGUUUUCAGCUCGAGAACGAAUUCGUGGAAAGCGCUUCCGAGUAUGCCUUAUGCACUUUGCUGUGCUCGAACCAUGGGGGUUUUGGUUGAGAAUUCUCUCCACUGGAUUGUGACUCGCAAACUCGAGCCGUUUCAACCUGAUUUAAUCGUUGCGUUUAACUUAACACUUGAGAUUUUCGAAGAGGUUCCUCUUCCAGAAAUUGAAGUGGCUAACAGUGAAAGUUUUGAAAUUGAUGUUGCUGUUUUGGGAGGGUGUCUAUGUAUGAUUGUGAAUUAUCAAGCUUCUAAAGUUGAUGUUUGGGUGAUGAGAAAAUAUGGAUCUAGAGAUAGUUGGUGUAAACUGUUUACUUUGGUGGAAUCGUGUUUCAUUUUGCCUUUGAAAUCUUUGAGGCCGUUAGGAUAUUCGGAUUAUGGAAGUAAGGUUCUAUUGGAAGUAGAUCGGAAGAAGCUGUUUUGGUAUGAUUUCAAGACUGAACAAGUUGUUUAUGCUCAAGGAAUUCCUAGUUUGAAUGAAGGCAUGAUUUGUGUUGAAAGCCUUGUACCACCUUCCUUACAUAUGGAUAAUUAUAGGAAGGAGAAUCAGCAUAAGUUGAGAUGCGAAAGUAUAAGCAAUAGAAGGGAUGACUUCUUGUCUCAAGGAUUUAAAUUGACACUGUAAAGGAGUGAUGAAAGAACCAAUGAUGUUAGGUUAAAACUGGAUGCUCAAGUUGUUUCUGGUGAUGGAAUUGGUCUAGUGGUUUGCAGGAAGGGUUGAUUAUGGAGCUGCACCAUUUUAAUCUCUCUUCUUGAAUGGUGUGAGAUUAGACUCCUCCAUCUCAUGUAAAGGUCUCACAUAAGGGUGUUCAUUUCCGGUUGAACUGUGAAAACAUGGUCUACAGUGAAAGCAAGAAUUCGGAAGAUACACAAUCAUCUCAAAGCCAGAAUAGAAUAUUGAAGACGAAGAAAAAAGAAACUGAAAAUCUGAUACUAAAUGUACAUGACUUCUUUCCUUUCCUUUAAUUUGGUGUAUCACUUGCUCUAUAAUCUUGCGGCACCUGCUAUACACUCAAUACAAAGAAAAAUGGCCCAUAUCAAUUGGGUGUAACAAAGUAUCGAAAAGUGGCUUGUAUGUUGUUAUGGUGUAAAAAGUAUUGAAAAGCUUUAUGGUAUGUGAUUUUGUAUGUAUGCAUAAUGCAUGUUAAUCUGGUUUUGCUAUCGACUAUAAUGAAACUUUUACAUUUGGCAACCUUA